UCGUCUUCCUCCUGACGUCCAGGCACAGAAACAGCAGGCGCAUGCCAUUGCCGUCGCAAUCUCUGCCCCCGACCUUGCCUCCUUGCCCUGUGCCCCGUCCAGGUUCACUGAACCGACCCCCUCAGCUCUCCUCUCCCUAAUCCCCUCCCCAAUUUCUCCAAUCACUCCCUCAAUCGCGGCCUUCCCUGCCUCCACGCCAUUAAUGGCCGGGGCCCCUAAUUCCGGCCAGAGAACCGCCUCUCCCCAGCCUACAAAAGGAGACCCCGAGCCCUCUCUGCUCCCCAUGCCUCUUCCUCCCUCCUAGCCGAAGCUCUGCCCCCAUCCCGCGCCGAGCGCCGCCACUCCAUCUCCAACUCCGGCGAGGAAUUGCCGGAUUUCCGCCACGAAAUCAACGAAGCCACCACCACCAGUAGCUUCCACCUGUCUCCAUGAACAGCCCAGAGCAUCGCCGCGAAGCCGGAGACGCCAAGAAACCUGCUGCCUCCCACGACUGUCGUCGCCGCCGCUUCACCCGCUUUUCGCCGUCGUUCGGAGCCAUCUCGAGGAUCGCCGUUACCUCUGAUGAUUUCUCUACAUAAUCCUGUACGUCUCCCACGACCACGACUACCCCGCCAGCAACUCCUGCGCUGUUUUUCUUCUUGUCCGGCGAGGUUCUUCUAAUUUUUUCGAUGGAAAGCCCACCACCACCCUUUGGCAACGUGCCGCUGUUCACCCGCGUCUACUACCCCUCCACCGACGAUGAGCAGUUGUUCAGUACCCCUUUGGCGGCACUGUGUGCGUUCCUCGACCUGCCACCUCCCAGGUUCAGAGGCCGCGUCGAGCCCGCCGUGCCAGAAGGAUGGCAGCCACGGUGGGAGAUUGAAGCAAAGGUCCGCGGGCAUCAGAUCGCCCUAGUGACGCCGGAUAUCACCUUCAUCGCCCGCUACCCCACCUAUGAGAGGGGCCUCCAGUUUUCCAUAAAGUGCGCCUUUGCGCAGUUGUGCUGGGACUAUCGGAAUGAGUUUCCCGAGGACUCCCCCUUCCUCUUUGGAAGGCGGAACAAUGCAUGCUCGGCCGUGGCAAUAACCGACAACGAGGAUGCGACCGAGGUGAAGACCCACUUCGAGAACAUGGAGGCAAACACAGUGGACUUAGAGUCUUGCCUCGAACACGAGAUGACUAGGGCCAACAUAGCCGAGGAGCAGGUCGGCCAACUACUGGGAGAGAAUGCCCAACUGCAGGAGGACAAGACAGUGCUACAGAAUACUGUCCUCAACAUGGGUGACGCAAUAGAGCAGCUGCAGUAUGAGAGGGAUUAGGCCCGCUACUACUGCGAGCAGUUCCAGGCGUUCCUGACCGCCGCCGCCGCACCCGCUCCCACGCCAGCCCCUACAUCGGUGCCUGUUCAGACCCCACCUCCGCCACAGGAUCAGGAGAUGGAGCCUCAGGAGGGGGUACCGACUGAGGAGGAGGAGCCCCUGGAGGUUCAUGAGAUGGACACCCUUGCCUCCAACACCCACUCCAAGAAGAAGGCGAACGGGGCCGCACCAUCAGCAACACCUCCCUAGCCCUAGUUGGUGCCUACCAGACAUUACAGUUUAUUUUGUUAUCCAUUCAGCGAGUUAGUCAUUGACCAUACAAACUAUGUGUAUGGCAAUGUAGAUUGAUUGCUUUAUUCCCGUAUUCUUUCAUUUACGGGCAGAGUCCCAUCGUGAACAAGUUGUGAUUUGAUUUUUCAAAACCUUUUUAUGAAUGUUUGGUUGAGUGAUUGAGAUAUGUCUGAAUUAAUGUUUCUUGUGGGGGCUUAGAUAUCCUUAGCUCUAUUCUAUCUAUUGUUCCUCAUCUAUGCUACCCUAAACAGAUGCCUCCAAGACGCCAGAACCCAACAAACAACACUGAGGCCAACAAUGCCGAAGAAGACGGGAAUGCUGCCCCCAUGCAGCAGUUUUUGGCGGCACAAACCCAAUUCUUCCAGCUGAUCACUCAGCAAUUGGCCAACAACCACAACAACCAGCAGAACCCCGACAACAACCAGCAACACCACCCACCUCAAGUGGACAUGUUGACCAGAAUCCUGCGGUUACGCCCACCUACCUUCUCCGGCUCACCAGAGCCCAUAGUAGCGGACGAUUGCUCCGCUCCAUCAAUAAGAACCUAGUGACAAUCAACUGCACCGAGGAGGAGAAAGUGAGGUUUGCAGCCUAUCUGCUUGAAGGACCAGCUGCAUCAUGGUGGGAGAACUUUCAGAUCACCACCCCCAUCAAGAAUGUCACCUGGGACAUGUUCCAGGAAGCCUUCCGCACCGCCCAUAUCUCUGCGGGGGUGCUUAACCUGAAGAGGAAGGAGUUUCUGAGGCUCAGGCAAGGAAGCCGCACCGUGGUCGAGUUCAUCGACCAAUUCAACAGCCUCGCUCGUUAUGCGCCCGACGACGUGAACACUGAUGCCAAGCGCCGGGAGAGGUUCUUGGAUGCUCUGAACGAUGAAUUCUCCGUUCAGCUAGCAGUUGCUUACACUCCCACCUAUCAGUCACUGAUAGACAAGGCGAUUGUGCUGGAGAACAAGCUUCACCAGAUGGAGAACCGCAAGAGGAGACUCCAACAGGGAAGCUCUCACGCGGGGCCGCACAAGAAGCAGCUCACCUCCCAAGACGGCAGUGGCAGUUCGACUAUGCACAAGGCCGGGGGCCACAAUGACAAGCGCAAUGGACGGUAUGGCCACCACAACCGCCAUACCGGGAGCAACAACAACAAGCACCAGCACCAGCAACAGUAGCAACAGCAUCAGCACCAGCAGCAACAGUGCUCGAGGAACCACAAUGGAAGUGGGAACCAGAAUGGGAAUGGAAAGGGCCACAACAAUGGCAAUGGCGGAGGCGCAGGACAGAACCGCAACCCUGGCAAGGACAUGAGCCAGGUGGAGUGCUUCAAGUGCCACAAGAUGGGGCACUACUCCAACGAUUGCCCAGAAAGAUUUGGAGGGAAUGUGGUUAAACCAAACCCAUUCCAAAAGGGCAACGUGAACCACAUCGACAUGGAAGAGAUCACCGAGGAGCAAGGUAUACUCAUCGGUACCUUUAGCAUUAAUUCUUGUGAAGCUUUAGUACUGUUUGAUACCGGUGCAUCUCAUCCAUUCAUCUCAAGAGGACUUGUGCACCAAAAUGGAUUACCUAUUAGUGUCGUCGCACGGGGCUCCGACACUGGGGGCGUGCUGGCACACCCCCUUUUAGGUUCGGCAGGGGCGUCGGGGAUCGCUCUGGCGAUCGCCGGCGUGGCC
This is a messenger RNA of Brachypodium distachyon (stiff brome), 3252 nucleotides long. RefSeq lists its product as uncharacterized. The transcript is spliced from 2 exons. The record is from RefSeq and is a predicted model, not a curated record. Lineage: Eukaryota; Viridiplantae; Streptophyta; Magnoliopsida; Poales; Poaceae. Bases 2260 to 2751 code for a protein of 163 amino acids.